Bradysia coprophila is the source of this 554-nucleotide messenger RNA. RefSeq lists its product as uncharacterized. The record is from RefSeq and is a predicted model, not a curated record. Lineage: Eukaryota; Metazoa; Arthropoda; Insecta; Diptera; Sciaridae.
CAAUUUCGGUUCGACUGUUGUCAAUUAUAUCAACAGUUUAGAGAUUCUGUCGCAAAUAAUUCGAAAAUUAAAUGGCUUUUCUAUCCACAAAAAUGGACAAAAAUGUUCCUGUCAUAAAAGGAAUCCAAGUGGUGUAUACAAGUUCAAGCAGCAAGAAGCCCCCAAAUGCCAUCGCAGAAAUGUACGGAAUGAGUGCUGAUAUUAAUAGUGGGUUUGGUGGUGACUAUGUAUGGCUGGUACCAAUUUGGACGACUAAUAUGACGGAAGGAGUCACAAAAAUUCGAUCCGUCGUUCAGAUGUCAUGGAACAGUGCAUACUCAGAUUUGGCUGCAGGAUCUGGUGGAGACUAUCGCUACCUAAAGAUGGAAAAAGAGAUCGGAUCGAGUAAAAGAAUUAAGAGUGUGGGUCUGUUGCGUAGUUCAAAACACAUAAAAGACAUACGUGAAUUUGGAUGGGAUGAACGCACAUCUGAUAUUAAUGAGAAUCGUGGAGGUAACUAUUUGUAUUUGUGUUGGAAGUAUCUGUAGUUUACACUCGCGAAAGUAUGUGCGAUA